AGGUGUCCAUUUGCCGGUAGCGAAACACACUCCUAGGCCGACUUCACUCCUGCCAGCUUUUGAUACUAUGUUGUGCUACCGUAGGAUCUGCUUGGAGAUUAUCCAGGUCGUUAACACAGGCCAGCUCCUCAGGCCUGUGUAAGCCCUGGAAAUAGUCUUGCAUCCAGGCUAGGGAUGGCAGAUUUCAUUCCCAGUUGCCCAUACUAUACUACUUUAUGACCCUUCCAGUUGCAAAGACAAUGAUAGCUGCUGCUGAGACAAUGAUAGCUGCUGCUGAUAUAUGGCAAUGGAACAUAGUGUCUUUUACGAUUUGCAUAACACCAACAAACAAACAAAAAUCUUACUUUGACUUUUAUAUUAUUUUAAGAGGGCAAAGAAGUGAAUGUGGUGAUGACAUAGUGCCCUAGGAUUAUAUAUUUAUGCUCCUUUGGGUUGAGGCUGUACCAAAUCCACACAAAGUUGCUCUGCAUAUCCUUUAACUACUACGAGGAUCCCCUGUGAAGUAACACUGAAGGUGAUAUAAAGAGAUGCAAAGUACUUUUGUACACAGAACCCUCUAUUGACCUUAGAGUUAGACUCAGUUGUCGUGUUGAAAACUCACAGCUUUGCUGUAUCUUAAAAAAAUUCAAAUCAGUUGGUCAAUAUUACACGGACAUUGACCAUCAUUCUUCUUAAAUGAAACAAAAGCUCCUUGAUGAAAAAUAUCCAUCCAGUUCAAUGUAUCCCUAUAUGCACAAAAUGCAAUUAUAUCUUCAAGAAAAUUUCGAAUUAUAAAAGGCUGAUUUAUUUUUCUGCCCAAUUUUGUCAGCAUUACCCAUGCAGAGUACUAGUAUAGUAUAGUAGUAGCAAAGAGGUUGAUUUUGGUUGAAAAUAGGGACAAUCUCCUUGGUAGACCAAGGAAUGUAGUUUCCGUGGACAAAAGUAAAGAUAAUGAGGUCAUCAACUCAAACCUUUGGCCUUUCCGUAUCUUGCAGAGUCCAGCUUGGUUAAUGAUUCCGGUUCUUUUAUUAUAGCAAGGAGGUUAAAAAAACAACUUUGUGUACACACGGUAGGUUUAUAUCCUUUGACCUCCUUAGUGCAUGUAAACACCCGUCAUUCCGUUCGCUUUAAAUAUAUGCAUCUCCACAGGCGAUCUGAAACGUCGCCUUGAUUUCCACAUGCAUCAGAAUUGCCCUUUGUCUUUGUCAGCACCGCGUGAGACUCCACGACCGCUAGGAUAGGAUGAACUAGCCUCCAUCAGUGAACGGGAACGUAGAAUUCGGCGAAAAAAAUCGGGAAAUUGGCUAAGGGAGUCAGUCCAUGCUAAGGUUCAGGAUUCCCCUCCGGAGCUGCGCGUCCGGCCAACUGCUCUGGAAGCAAAACUCUCUCGUCAGUCUCAGGUAAUCAGUCUGGUAAGGAUGGACUACGACGCUGUUCUGCAGCACCUUGGCGAAUCCGGCGCGUAUCAGCGCCGUCUUGCUAUCCUGCUGAGCCUUAUAGGCAUCCCUGCAGGCUUACACGUCGGAGCGAUGACUUUCAUCGCUGCCAUUCCCGACCACCACUGCCGAAUGCCACAGACGACUCCAGCGGGCUUCAACCUGACCCUGCCCGCAGCGUUAAACAUGAGCAUCCCGCUAGAGGAGGUGGAAGGCGCACAGAGACUGAGCCGGUGUAGGAGAUACGACGUGACCGACCAGUUCGGUUGGCUCAACAGUACCACUACUACUAGCACCUGUACGGAUGGGUGGGAGUAUGACCAGAGCCAGUACCACAGCAGUAUUGUCAGUCAGUACGACUUGGUGUGUGACAGGGCGUGGCUGAGGGAGAUGGCUCAGUCCAUUUUCAUGGCGGGGGUGGGCCUAGGUGGGAUCGUCUUUGGCUUCAUGUCUGACAGAUUCGGGCGUCACGUGACGCUGAUGACGUGCCUCCUGCUCCAGCUGACGUUCGGCGUCAGCGCGGCGUUCACGUCAAACCUCGUCACGUUCGCAAUCCUCCGCUUCCUGGUCGGAGCGGUCAGCAACGGAGCGUACUACGCUGGGUUUGUGAUAGGUACAGUACAGGAGAACAACAGGCGUGAAAUUUAUUUGCAUAAUCAGAACAUUUCAUGGAGAUAUGAGGUCCCCGAACACUUGUUUUCUUUGUUUCCUUACGCUAGGUUUUUAUCAGAGUCUCCUCGCUGGUUAAUCUUUGCCAAGAAAACGGACGAAGCCAGGAAGGUCAUAGAGCGCAUCGCCAAAGAAAACGGCGUCAGCCUUUCGCAGGAAACCUUUGAGAAGUUGAACGGUUGUGCAAAGGUCCAACAAGAGCAGACGACACCUAGCAACAGAAGCAGGAAGUACAGCGUUAUUGAUCUUGUCCGCACACCGCAGAUGAGGAAGAUAACGCUUGCAAUGAAUGUAGCAUGGUUGAUCUCAGUGUGUGUUUACUACAGCCUCAUGUUGGGAACAUCACAACUGGUCGGCGACCACUACGUCAACUUUGUCCUCGGGGCAUGCGUGGAAAUCGUCGCCAUGUUUGUUGCCUGGGUAACCAUGGACAGAUGGGGCCGGAAACGUCCUUUUAUCAUCUUCAUAUUUGUGGCCGGAGUGUCCUGUCUGGCCGCGGCCGGCGUGCCACAUGACUUAGGAGUCAUCACCACGACAUUCGCUAUGGCCGGGCGGUUCGGAAUCAGCAUCGGGUUCUGUACUCUGACGGUGUACUCUGCUGAGGUCUUCCCAACAGUCAUAAGAAAUAUGGGUGUCGGCCAGGCCAGCAUGGUGUCAAGAUUGGGUGGGGUCAUGGCGCCAUUUAUCGGUCUCCUUGGUAACGUGUGGCGGCCCCUCCCCCUCCUGAUGUACGGGGUGCUGUCUUGUGUGGCGGGAGCGGCCGUUACAGUCCUGCCCGAGACACACGGCAUAUCACUUCCUAACACUCCCGAGGAUCUGGAAUGCCUGGCAAGACGCUUGUCGAUCCCCAGUGCAGCAAAGUGCCCGGAUGAGACAGAAAGCGCCACAAAAUCGUCUGAUGAAACGGCCGUUUACGAGAUGGUUUCAAGCCUGUGA
Messenger RNA from Branchiostoma floridae (Florida lancelet), 3020 nucleotides. RefSeq names its product organic cation transporter protein-like. Lineage: Eukaryota; Metazoa; Chordata; Leptocardii; Amphioxiformes; Branchiostomatidae. The record is from RefSeq and is a predicted model, not a curated record. Gene Ontology annotation, molecular function: transmembrane transporter activity. Gene Ontology annotation, cellular component: membrane. The coding region runs from base 1398 to 3020 and encodes 540 amino acids. Gene Ontology annotation, biological process: transmembrane transport. The transcript is spliced from 10 exons.